AUGAUGACGUGCCGUCUGCUGUACGCCCUGUUGGUGCUCGCCCUGUGCUACUGCCCUUCCGUAUGCGUUGCGCAGGAUCCUGAAAAAGUUCAAGCUCCUGAUGUUACUUUAACCCCCAGCGUUACACUGUCCCUUCCAUCAGAGGAACCGCUUGAGGAGGCCGGUGAGUCAGAGUCGCUAAAUACGGGGGCCGAUACGGAAAGGGGAAAAGCUGUCUUAGUGGGAGAACAAAGUUUGGCACAUCCGGAACAGCAAUCAAAAGGCGCACUCAGUAAGUUGCAGACAGAAGUUGCGAACAGUACUACAGAGACACAAAGUCUCACGCACCCAUCCGCAGAGAAAGCAGGUCAGAAAGCCGAAGAUCCCGCAAAGACGACCAAGACGACAAACAAAUCUCCAGCCCAGACGACCACAACCACAAACGCACCAACCACGACAACCACCACUGCGCCAGCCACCACAACACAGGCACCAACCACGACGACUACAGAGGCGCCAGCUGUGUCGACCACCCGCGCACCGUCACGUCUUCGCGAAAUUGACGGCAGCCUCAGCAGCUCUGCGUGGGUGUGUGCCCCGCUGCUGCUCGCCGCAUCCGCGCUGGCGUACACCGCUGUGGGCUGA
Messenger RNA from Trypanosoma cruzi, 624 nucleotides. Its product is annotated as mucin TcMUCII, putative. The transcript has a single exon. NCBI's taxonomy places the organism in Eukaryota, Euglenozoa, Kinetoplastea, Trypanosomatida, Trypanosomatidae. The coding region runs from base 1 to 624 and encodes 207 amino acids. The record is from RefSeq and is a predicted model, not a curated record.